CUUUCUGUUUUAAUGUUAGCAGUUUACUUAACCAAACCGAUUACUUUUACUAUUCCACUAUUUCAUGUAAACAAAAAUAGUAAACCGGCCCGACUAGAGUAAAACAUUUUAAAGCGUAUAAAUGCAUGCACAACGGAUUAUUAUAAUACAUCCUGGAUCUUUGUUUUUAAGAAUUGGCAGAGCUUCCGAUCUUAAUCCAGUUACGGUCCUACAUGCAGUAGCACAUCGAAGGCGUGAAAAUAAAAAUUCACAAGAACAUAGAGAUGCUCUACUGCCGCGAGUGCAUAGUUCUGCCGAAACACUUGCUGAAUUCGAGGAACAGAGGCGACAGGUUUCCCAUUCUAUACAGUCGUACGCUCCACUCCAUGAGUCCUAUGAACGAAGUGCCAAACGUUUGCGCGUUGCUACGCCUCCGCAACAAAUCGCAACUUUUAAUAGGCGGAGCGUCCCGGAAGAUUUGCCGCUCAUGGAUGAUGAAGGAUUCGAAGAUAUAAAGCGUGAUAAUAAUAAAAAUUCCUCGGAUAGUGAAUUGCUUUUCGACAAGGAUAUUUUGCUUCUGCGUGAAAGAGACUCCAGCGCUUACAAUAUUCAUUUUCCAUUGAGGCGUGGAGAAUUGAAUCUUCACAAAGGUGUUGGUGGUUCUACCGCAGCUGUUAUAUCUAAUAUGGAGACUAUUUGGCUUUAUGCACUGCAAAAGCAUUUGAAUAUUGCUGCAGAUACCUUGCCACAAUAUAGUGCUGUAUUGGUUAUAUCGGAUGUAUAUAAUCGCAGUCAUUUACGUGAAUUGGUAACAUUGCUACUGCAGCGCUUGCGCUUUCGAUCUUGUUUUUUAUUACAAGAUCAUGUAGCAGCCACUUUUGGUGCAGGACUCAGUUAUGCGUGUGUUGUUGAUAUUGGGGACCAGAAAUGCUCGAUAUCAUGUGUUGAAGAUGGCAUUAGUCAUCCAGAAACUCGUGUACGCCUUUCCUACGGUGGCGGUGAUGUGACACAAGUUUUUUUAAACCUUCUACGUAAAUGUAGUUUUCCAUACAAAGAGUGCAAUGUAGAAACAGAUUAUGCGGAUGCAGCGCUAUUGAUGCAUUUAAAAGAACGCUUCUGUCAUCUUACCUUAGAUGUUUGUGGAGCACAAGAACGAAGCUUUGAGGUGAGGAAAGCAAAUAAACGCAUGCGAUACACGCUUCAAGUAGGCGACGAAUGCGUUGUGGCGCCACUCUCCCUUUUUCACACGGAAUUAUUUAAUAUUACUGGUAAAACAAAACAAGCAAGGGUUCAAUUACGAAGUAGCCAACAACCAGAUCCGGAGGAUUGUUUUGAUGCCGAGUAUAUUCGGGAGACAGGGCGCCGAAAUGGAGGGCGUGACCAAUUGCUUGAAGGAACGCUACCAGUGACAGGUGAGGUGGCUGACGACGAUCUAGUUGUAGAUGAUGUGGUAGAACGUGACAUUAAUAUUAAAACUAGUGAUAAGGAUGAGCUGUUGUACAUAAUGAAUGGUCAGAUUGUACCUCUAGAUCAUGCUAUAGUUCGCAGCAUUGAACGAUGUUCAACGGAAGAAAUUAAACGUAAAAUGUACAGCUGUAUACUACUCGUUGGUGGUAGCACAAAAUUUGCAGGUUUCUCAAAAUGGCUGGAACAACGUGUUGUGCUGCAAUUAGCAGGUACAUCGACAUCAUCUUCAGCGUUUGAAGUUAAUGCAUUCUCCAAAGAAAUGGAUGCAGGCAUGAUAGCUUGGAAGGGAGCAGCAAUAAUGUCAUGCUUGGAAAGUGCUCCAGAACUGUGGAUAUACUCCGGGGAAUGGGAAAAGUAUGGAUUGCGUAUACUACGCGAAAAAGCGCCGUUCAUUUGGUAAUUUGCUCAGUUAGGAGCAUUGCUGUGUAAUGGAGAAAUGUAUGUACAUAUGUAAGAAAUAGUUGGUAAUAAUCGAAAGUGGCUUUCGUACACGUUACACAACUGUCAUUGUUCAAAAAUGAAAAUAAAAAACAUCAAAAAGACUACGUAA
Messenger RNA from Anastrepha ludens (Mexican fruit fly), 1996 nucleotides. RefSeq names its product actin-related protein 8 (gene Arp8). Gene Ontology annotation, biological process: regulation of DNA-templated transcription; double-strand break repair. Lineage: Eukaryota; Metazoa; Arthropoda; Insecta; Diptera; Tephritidae. The coding region runs from base 122 to 1846 and encodes 574 amino acids. Gene Ontology annotation, cellular component: Ino80 complex. The transcript is spliced from 2 exons. The record is from RefSeq and is a predicted model, not a curated record.